Molecule: messenger RNA, 648 nt
Organism: Striga hermonthica
Lineage: Eukaryota; Viridiplantae; Streptophyta; Magnoliopsida; Lamiales; Orobanchaceae
Source: the annotation of a GenBank genome assembly
AUGGGUACCUCACUCUUAACCAGUAGGCCAAGAGGAGGAGCUUGUGGCUUUGCAGAUGAUGUGGCGGGUCCUCCUUACAAUGGCUUGAUAUCAGCCGGGAACCAAAUCUUGUUCAAACAUGGAAGUGGCUGUGGGAAUUGUUAUCAGGUGAAAUGCACCCAAAAUCCAGCAUGCUCGGGGAAUGCAAUCACUAUAACAAUCACAGACGAGUGUCCGGGCGACUGCAACAAUGAUCAUGUUCACUUCGACUUGAGCGGUAAAGCCUUUGGAUCCUUAGCCAAACCCGGCCAAGAAGACGCUUUACGAAAAGCAGGAAGAAUUAAUAUCGAUUAUCAAAGUGUCAGAUGCCACUAUAGUGCACCGAUGACGUUCAAGAUUGACGAUGGAUCUAACCCUUAUCAUCUAGCAUUCGCCAUAGAGUUUGUCGAUGGAGAUGGUGACAUUGGUGCAGUCGCGAUAUCAUCUUUAAAUUCCAAUGGAUGGGUAACGAUGCAACAGUCUUGGGGGGCAACAUGGAAAGUUGGAUUACCUACUGGAAUAAAAGGUCCAUAUUCUGUAAAAGUAACAACAAUCGAGUCCAAAACAAUAUUCACUGUGAAUAACGUUAUUCCGGCUAAUUGGUCUCCUGGAAAAAAAUAUCAUGGAUGA